UAACGCUAUCGAUCCCUUCAUCAUCUACCCCAUCUUUGAGAUCUCGUCUUAUAUAUGGUCUCUGCAUAUGCCUUGUCGUUUAAUUAAUUAGUUUAGUGAGGCAUCUUUAUUCUUUCACUUUGCAGUAAGAUAUAUGGAAACUAGAAUGGAGGAGAGAAAGAGGGGGAAAUCUGAAGAAAUUGAUGAUGAUCAGGAAAAAUGGGUUUAUGAUUCGUCUGUGGAUCACAAGGGAGGGAUUCCUCGCCGAGCUUCGACUGGUGUUUGGAGAGCCUCUCUCUUCAUUAUAGCAAUUGAAUUUAGUGAGAGACUGAGUUACUUUGGAAUAGCAACAAAUCUCAUUACAUACCUGACUAAAGUGAUUCAUCAAGAUCUCAAAACAGCGGCAAAGAAUGUAAACUAUUGGUCGGGUGUGACAACCAUGAUGCCUCUAAUGGGAGGAUUUCUCGCAGAUUCCUAUUGGGGGAGAUUCUCCACUGUUUUGGUUUCAUCAUUUAUCUACUUCUUGGGUCUGAGCCUCAAAACAAUGUCUGAGCUGAUACCAAGCUUAAAGCCCUGCAAAACAGAAGCAUGUAGCAAUCCAGCAAAGCUUCACGUAGUGGUCUUCUUCCUGUCCAUUUACUUGAUCUCUAUAGGAACUGGAGGUCACAAACCUUCACUUGAGAGCUUCGGGGCUGAUCAGUUCGAUGACGAUCAUUCAGAAGAAAGAAGAAAGAAAAUGUCUUACUUCAAUUGGUGGAAUUCAGCUCUUUGUGGCGGUCUCAUGCUUGGCGUGACGCUUAUCGUUUACGUACAAGACAACGUUAGCUGGGGGACUGCAGAUAUCAUUCUCACUGUUGUCAUGGCCCUGACAAUAGUAAUCUUCUAUAUUGGAAGGCCGUUUUACCGAUACAGAGUGCCCAAAGGAAGCCCCUUAACACCCAUGUUGCAGGUAUUCGUAGCAGCCCUGAGCAAGAGAAAUCAUCCAUAUCCUUCCAACCCUGCUCAACUCUACGAAAUUCCAAAAUCAGAGAAGAAUCAAGGCAGGCUUCUUUGCCAUACCGAUAAGCUUAGGUUUCUGGACAAAGCUGCAAUCCUUGAAGAUGGUGAUCAGAGCAACAAACCAGUUGACAAGCAACAAAGUCCAUGGAGACUAGCUACAGUAACCAAAGUCGAGGAGAUGAAGCUUGUGGUCAACAUGAUCCCCAUCUGGUUAACCUGCUUGACAUUCGGAAUGGGCGUCGCACAAGCCUCAACAUUUUUCAUCAAACAAGGAAGCAGUAUGAACCGAAAGAUUGGGCAUGGUUUCGAGAUACCCCCUGCUUCCAUCUACACAGUGGCAGCCAUAGGAAUGAUCACAUCUGUAACAAUUUACGACAAGAUAUUAGUACCCGUACUACGAAGAGUAACAGGCAACGAGAGGGGGAUAAAGAUACUACAGAGGAUCGGCAUCGGAAUGGUGUUUUCAGUUGUAUCCAUGGUUGCUGCGGCCUUGGUUGAAAGAAAAAGGCUACAAGUGGUACGAAAGGAAAUUGUGGAAGAAGGAAGAAUCGGUGGAAUUUCAAUGAGCGUCUUCUGGUUAACUCCACAGUUCAUUAUCAUCGGCAUAGGAGAUGGGUUUACUCUGGUUGGCUUGCAAGAGUACUUCUAUGAUCAAGUUCCCGAUUCUAUGCGCAGUCUAGGGAUAGCCUUCUACCUGGGUGUGAUUGGAGUUGGAAACUUCCUAAGUAGCCUUCUGAUAACAGCCGUCGACCAUUUGACUGAAAAGUGGGGGAGAAGUUGGUUUGCCAAGGACUUGAACAGCAGUCGCUUGGACAAUUUUUUCUGGUUGUUGGCAGCCAUGAAUGCAGUGAACUUGUGCGUCUAUGUCUUCAUAGCAAGGAGGUACUCUUACAAGAAUGUGCAGAGAAGGGUGGCUGCUGCCGACUGUUACGACGGUGAUGGAACAGUUUAAUUAAUUAAUUAAUUGCUCCAACAUGAAACAACCACCAAAAGGAAGUAAAACUAUUGUUUAGGAUGUUUCUACUUUAUAUUCCAAGCUCGUGGUGAUAAAAACUCGAAGCUCUAUAAUUCUAUGGCACUAAUUCGAUCUACCAGAAUUAACGGAAGAAAAAAGCUUUGGGCUGCUGUGAAUCCAUUA
Nelumbo nucifera (sacred lotus) is the source of this 2116-nucleotide messenger RNA. RefSeq names its product protein NRT1/ PTR FAMILY 5.6. Gene Ontology annotation, biological process: dipeptide transport; transmembrane transport. Gene Ontology annotation, cellular component: membrane. Gene Ontology annotation, molecular function: tripeptide transmembrane transporter activity; dipeptide transmembrane transporter activity. Lineage: Eukaryota; Viridiplantae; Streptophyta; Magnoliopsida; Proteales; Nelumbonaceae. The record is from RefSeq and is a predicted model, not a curated record.